Molecule: messenger RNA, 2811 nt
Organism: Monascus purpureus
Lineage: Eukaryota; Fungi; Ascomycota; Eurotiomycetes; Eurotiales; Aspergillaceae
Source: the annotation of a GenBank genome assembly
AUGGUCACUGCGGGAGGACUGGUCGAUAUGGCUCUAUAUGGCACCGCUCUCGAGCUACGGGAGUUUCUGCACAUCGUCUCUCCCAUCUUUCUCUUUGCCAUCUUCGUUGCCGCCUUCAUCGCCAGCUCCGUGUUGGCAGCUAAGAACGUUGGUGGGAAUAACCAUGCUAUCCGCACGGGGCCAGGUGGAAGACCGCUCCCUAAACGGUCAAGGAGUGCCGGGAUGGUUCUCAGAUUACCUCCCAAAUACUCCGAAAAUACCUUGUAUCUAUUCAAAUGGUUGUCAGUAGGCGUUCUCUUGACAUUCGCCGCCGACGCCGCUGUCAAUAUCGCCCAUGUCAUCGUCUUCAGAUCCCAGCAUUGGUGGCCUGGCCAAUCUCUCGUGAUUUACAUCGUUGGUUCGUUCUUCGUGUAUAUGGUCAUCCUGGUGUCGUUGGUCGACACGAACCCUUCUCCGACCUUCACCCAAUUCAUCCCGUGGCUGGUCGCCACACCUGUAGAAGUCGCCAUUUCGUGGACGUCCCUAUCCAUCUACACCACUGUCCACCAUGAGCCGAUUGUCGGAGACCCGAGGGGUGGCCAUUUGAGAAAAAGCAUCACUCCUUGGGAAUCCGUCGAAGUGGUCGUCGACUGUAUCAGAGUUCUGCUUCUUACCACCCUGAUUAUACUCUAUGUAUCCAAAUCAAAUACUCUGAAGUCUUCUACUCGAAGGACGGCCCAGCAUCAGUCCAAUGGCGCCACUGAAGAAACAGGGCUACUCGAUCCUUCCCAACAGAGCACUACUAACGGCAAUGGGUACGGUUCGACACAUCCGGAGGCUGCCAAACCACCGCCCGAUCCCUGGGUUCGUCCAACAACGACUCCCUUAACUAGCUGGUGGGAGUAUCUUAGUGGUUAUUCGUUGUUCUUCCCCUACCUCUGGCCGUCCAAGUCGCGCAGACUGCAAGUUGUCGUGGUUAUCUGCUUUCUGCUACUUAUCAUCCAACGCGUCCUGAACAUAUUAGUCCCUUACCAGAUAGGAGUUAUCACCAACAUUCUCUCCCGGGAAGGCGAUGACUUCCGUGUCCCCUGGCUGGAAAUUUGUUUGUACGUUUUCUACAGAUGGCUACAGGGCAGUCAGGGUUUAAUCGGCUCGUUGCGCUCAUCCUUGUGGAUCCCGGUCAGCCAAUACUCAUAUAUGGAACUGUCUACAGCAGCAUUUGAACAUGUUCACGGACUCAGUCUUGAUUUUCAUUUGGGCAAGAAGACAGGAGAGGUGCUCUCCGCUCUGAGUAAAGGCAGUUCGAUCAAUACCUUCCUGGAGCAGGUGACUUUCCAGGUAGUUCCCAUGUUGAUUGAUCUCUGCGUUGCCGUUGGAUAUUUCCUCAUUGCGUUCGAUGCAUACUACGCCCUCGUUGUCAUCAUUGUCAACUUCUUUUACCUUUACGUUACCAUUCGUAUGGCUCAGUGGCGGGCGGAAAUUAGACGGCAGAUGGUCAAUGCGUCGAGACAGGAAGAUGCUGUAAAGAAUGACUCCAUGGUCUCCUAUGAGACAGUCAAGUAUUUCAACGCGGAACAGUAUGAGUUCAAUAGAUACCGGGAUGCAGUGUCGGACUAUCAAAAUGCAGAAUACCACGUUAUUUUCUCCCUGACUUUGAUGAACACCUGCCAGAACACGGUGUUUAUGCUUGGUCUGCUCAUAACUUGCUUCAUCGCCGCGUACCAAGUCUCCAUUGGCCAACGUGAGGUGGGCCAAUUCGUCACCUUGUUAACGUACAUGGCACAGCUUCAAGGACCGCUGAAUUUCUUCGGUACCUUUUAUCGGUCGAUUCAGUCAGCACUGAUCAACGCGGAGAGAUUGUUGGAACUCUUCAGAGAGCGGCCAACUGUUGUCGAUCGUCCAUCUGCCACUCCUCUGCCCGUCUGCAAGGGGCAUAUAUCCUUUAACAACGUUGAAUUUUCAUAUGACACUCGCAAGUCUGCGUUGAAUGGUCUCACGUUCGAGUGUAAACCCGGAACUACAACAGCAUUAGUUGGUGAAUCGGGAGGAGGCAAAUCGACUGUCUUCCGCCUGCUCUUCCGCUUCUACAACGCUGGAAAGGGAUGCAUUCGGAUUGAUGGCCAUGAUGUAGAAGACAUCACAAUCGACUCACUCAGACGUCAUAUUGGUGUUGUGCCACAAGACACCGUGCUCUUUAAUGAGACUUUAAUGUACAAUUUGAAAUAUGCCAACCAGAAUGCGACUGAUGAGGAUGUCUAUGCGGCGUGUCGGGCAGCCAGCAUUCACGACAAGAUCAUGACAUUUCCGGACGGCUACCAGACAAAGGUUGGAGAGCGGGGUCUACGGCUCAGCGGUGGAGAGAAGCAGCGCGUCGCCAUUGCCCGUACGAUUCUGAAAAAUCCUCGAAUCAUUCUGCUCGAUGAAGCUACUGCAGCACUGGACACCGAGACUGAGGAACAUAUCCAAGGCGCAUUGUCUACAUUGUCUAAAGGCCGUACGAUGCUUGUGAUAGCCCAUCGGCUCAGCACGAUCACCACUGCGGAUCAGAUAUUGGUUUUACAUAAUGGCCAGGUCGUCGAGAGUGGCACUCACGACCAACUGCUCGCCUUGCGGGGUCGCUACGCAAGCAUGUGGCGGAAGCAAAUCCGUGCACAGAAGGCAGCCGCUGAGGCACAGGUCCUUCAGGAUCGAGCCGAACGCCUCCGCAGCGCGACACAUGGGGUAGGAGAUGACAGUUCCAGCAGCCAAUCUGAUGAAGAUCGAAAUGGGAACGUUUGUCCCGCAGAAGCCGGUCAUGCGCAUGGUCGCCAUCCAGCUAAGCGGUCUACAUGA